CCCCCCCCAAGAGUCAGCUGGUUAAGCCUGGUCAUGUGACCUCCUUCUCUUCCUCCUCUUUUCCUAGUCCCUUGGCCUUGGUGGGCGAGCGUUGGGCCAGGAUGGCGACCUGGACCAAGUACCAGCUCUUCUUGGCUGCCCUGAUGUUGAUCACCGGCUCCAUCAACACUCUCUCGGCCAAGUGGGCCGACAAGCUGAGCGCCGUGGGGUGCAACGGGACAGAGGAACACAACUUCCAGCAUCCUUUCCUCCAGGCGGUGGGCAUGUUCCUGGGGGAGUUCUCCUGCCUGGCUGUCUUCCACCUCCUCCGCUGCCGAGACCGUCGCCGGACGGAGCCCGUCAUGGCCCCCUCGCAGCCCUUCAACCCCCUCCUCUUCCUGCCCCCUGCCCUGUGCGAUAUGACCGGGACCAGCCUCAUGUAUGUGGCCCUCAAUAUGACCAGUGCCUCCAGCUUCCAGAUGCUGCGUGGGGCGGUCAUCAUCUUCACGGGGCUGCUCUCGGUGGCCUUCCUGGGCCGCAAGCUGGCCCUCAGCCAGUGGCUGGGCAUCCUGAUCACCAUCCUGGGCCUGGUGCUGGUGGGGCUGGCCGACCUCCUCAGCGGCAACGGGCAGAGCCAUGGACUCAGCCAGGUCAUCACAGGUGACCUUCUCAUCAUCAUGGCUCAGGUGAUUGUGGCCAUCCAGAUGGUGCUGGAGGAGAAGUUUGUCUACAAGCACGACGUCCAUCCCCUCCAGGCCGUGGGCACCGAAGGCUUCUUUGGCUUCAUCAUCCUCUCCCUCCUCCUGGUGCCCAUGUACUUCAUCCCGGCCGGCGAAUUCGGCAGCGAGCCCCGCCACGUCCUGGAGGACGCGCUGGAUGCCUUCUGCCAGAUUGGCCACCGCCCGCUCAUCGUCCUGGCCCUGGCGGGAAACAUCCAGAGCAUCGCCUUCUUCAACUUUGCCGGCAUCAGCGUCACCAAGGAGAUCAGCGCCACCACCCGCAUGGUGCUGGACAGCCUCCGGACCGUGGUCGUCUGGGCGGUCAGCCUGGCCCUGGGCUGGGAGGUCUUCCACGGGCUCCAGAUCCUGGGCUUCUUCGUCCUCCUGGUCGGAGCCGCUCUCUACAACGGGCUGCACAAGCCACUCCUGGACCGCCUGCCCUGCCGGAAGGAUGGAGCCCCUGAGACGGACAGGGAAGGCCUCUUGGCCGCCGACGGAGUGGCAUCCAUCAAUGGGGACAGCUGAGCCAGGCCCAACGCAGGGAUUUUGGGACCGAAAGGCGCAGAGACAUACCUCUAACUCGCCAUCACUUCUGGGAAGUCGUUCUCCCCUUUGGCCAUUUUGCAUGGGCAAACUUGGGCUCUUCUCCAGGUGUUUUGGACUUCAACUCCCACAAUUCCUAACAGCCGGUAGGCUGUUAGGAAUUGUGGGAGUUGAAGUCCAAAACACCUGGAGAAGAGCCAAAGUUUGCCCAUGCCUGAUGUAUAUACUAAUAUACAUACACACACAUACAUAAUAUAAACCUCAUAUAUGUUACUGACAGGUUUAUUUGACUUUUGGAAAAUUGUUCUCCCUUUGCAAUAUGUGGGUGUGUGUAUUUCCCAGAGAUUUCUUUGGACUCAGGCAGCUCUGUUGCAUUGUAACAUUUGGGAAUCUGUUCUCCCCUUCAGCCAUUUUAAUACACACACACACACACACAAAUAUAUAUAUAUAUCACAAGUUUCUUUGACUUUGCACCUUCUUGCAGAUUUCUUUCGACAUCUUUCUCUUCAUCUUGAUGGAAACUAUUCUCCCCUUCUGACAUCUUAUGUGGGUUCUCUCUCUCUCUCUCUCUCUCUCUCUAUAUAUAUAUAUAUAUAUAUACACAUAUACAGUAGAGUCUCACUUAUCCAAGCCUCGCUUAUCCAAGCCUCUGGAUUAUCCAAGCCAUUUUUGUAGUCAAUGUUUUCAUUAUAUCGUGAUAUUUUGGUGCUAAAUUCAUAAAUACAGUAAUUACAACAUAACACUACUGCAUAUUGAACUACUUUUUCUGUCAAAUUUGUUGUAUAAUAUGAUGUUUUAGUGCUUAAUUUGUAAAAUCAUAACCUAAUUUGAUGUUCAGUAGGCUUUUCCUUAAUCCCUCCUUAUUAUCCAAGAUAUUCACUUAUCCAAGCUUCUGCCGGCCCGUUUAGCUUGGAUAAGUGAGACUCUACUGUAUAUAUAUACACAUACAUACACACUAGCUGUGCCCGGCCACAUGUUGCUGUGGUGUAGUCUGGUGGUAUGGAAAGUAAAGUAAUGGGAAUCAGCCAGGCUUUGAAGCUGUAAGGCUAUUCGUUCCUGUUUAUUUGUUUAGGUUAUUUUGAAGUGGAGGUCAUACCUUGGAUGUGUUGGUGUAUUGUGGCCAAAUUUGGUGCCAUUUGGUCCAGUAGUUUUGUUGUUAAUUUGGUCCUACAAACGUACAUUACAGUUUUAUAUACGAGGGCUAUCCAAAAAGUAUGUUACGUUUUGGAAUUAAAAAUUAAUGAAGUAUAGGGUAAAGUAUUUAUUAUAUACAGUUGAAAGCCAUACUUCAAUAGUACUUUUAAACAUAGUCCCCAUUCAAAAUUAGGCACUUUUCAGAACGAUUAAUGAGUUUAGAAAGUUCCUACCCGCAGCAGUCUCCCGCCGCGUCCUGAAACUCAGCCAGCUGAAGAAUCAGCCAGGGCUUCGUGGCUGCUUCUCCUCGGGAGGAGAGGUAAACUCCCACAUGGAGGAAAGUGGCGUAGCCUCCGAGGAGAAGCAGCUACGAACCCCUGGCUGAUUCUAGCUGCUCCUCCUUGGGAGGAGAGAAAAACCCCACACCUUUUCCUUGAGCUGACAGGAAGGGAAGCCUCAAUGUUUUGUUUCUUGAGAUCUUGCAAAAGAAGCGAGAGCAGGUGUUUUGCUUGCUCCUCCCUCCUGCAUUCAUUCUUCAGCUGGCUGAGUUUCAGGACGCGGCGGGAAACUGCUGAGGGUAGGAACUUUCUAAACUCAUUAAUCGUUCUGAAAAGUGCCUGGUUUUGAAUGGGGACUAUGCUUAAAAGUACUAUUGAAGUAUGGCUUUCAACUGUAUAUAAUAAAUAUUUUAUCCUAUACUUUGUUAAUUUUUAAUUCCAAAACGUAACAUACUUUCUGGAUAGCCCUCGUAUAUAGAUAUGUGUGUGUAACAGAUUUCUUUGAGAUAUAUAUAUAUAUAUAUAUCUCAAAGAAAUCUGUAAUACACACACACACACACACAUUCUUACAUCUCACAGAUUUCUUCGGCCAUUCUGUUUCACCGUAACUUUACACGUAUUUUAUUUUCUUCUAACUUUUCUUUCACUUGCCAUCUUCCCAAAAUAAGGAGCCAUGUCUUGUUUAGGCUUUGAGGGUCUGCAAUAGCCACCUCCCUUUCUCUUUGAGAUUGCCACCUGUGCAUGAUGGGGGUUGUAGUCGAGCACAGCAGGAGGACACUUGCUUUAACGCACCAACUAGGUUUCUCCAAGGUCUCCCAUGACCAAAAAUGGGGCCUCUUUCCCUCCAUGAAAGACUACUUACACACUGAGCAGAGCUUUCCUGGGUUCGUUCUGUGGAUGAAGGUGGUGGCAGUACAUUGGGGGAGAAUGGGAACAAGGGAAGGAGGGCUGAGUUCUCUCUCUUGGGAAUAUUAAUGAAAAUGCAUUGAGUAGCUAAUAAAAAACAGCCUGAUUUGGGA
Messenger RNA from Anolis carolinensis (green anole), 3672 nucleotides. It is a transcript of the gene slc35f6, whose product is annotated as solute carrier family 35 member F6. The transcript is spliced from 6 exons. The record is from RefSeq and is a predicted model, not a curated record. Gene Ontology annotation, molecular function: transmembrane transporter activity. NCBI's taxonomy places the organism in Eukaryota, Metazoa, Chordata, Lepidosauria, Squamata, Anolidae. Gene Ontology annotation, cellular component: intracellular membrane-bounded organelle; membrane. Bases 102 to 1223 code for a protein of 373 amino acids. Gene Ontology annotation, biological process: transmembrane transport.